AUGGACGCCAAGCCCAAGCUUGCAUUCUCCUUCAAGAAGACCGUUCCCUCCAUUGGAUCUAACGGUGUCUCGGCAUUCUCAGGCAAUGGGCUUAACCAAGCUUCAAGCUCGAGCUCUCAGGCAUCCUCGAAGUCGCAAGCACCUAAGACGACGCCCAUUACCGGGUUCGGCGGAGAUGAUUCGGGCGGCGAAGAUGAUGAGGAUGUAGCGUCUGCUGCAAGCGGGAGCAGGCAAAGUCAGUCAAGCUCCAAGACCAAACGGAAUAAAUUCGGCAUGGGUGCGGUCCCGCCUUCGAAAGCUUCCGCCGCUAGACAAGCGGAAGCAUUGCAGCUUGAUGCUAACAUCAAUGAUUACGAUGGGGUUUGGGAUGCCAUGAAGAGUGCAGAGAAGGAAAAGCAAGCAUUGAUAGACGAGCAAGCCAAAACUCGAGAGGUGCGUGACGUCGGAACGCUUUCUUGGCCAUCAAGUGUCUUGCUGACGCCAAUGAUCCCUCGCGCCACUCUCCCAGUCCAAAUACUCCUCCGCCUUUGCAGCUUCUGCGACGAGGAGAAAGAUUGACAGAGCGAGAGCAGAGGCGAAGAAGAUCGCUAGGGAACGAGACGCGGAAGGCGCUGAAUAUGGAGAUACGGAGGAAUUUGUUACCGAAGCUUACAAAAAGCAGAUGGAGGAGAUUGCAGAGAUGGAGAAGCGCGAAGAGGAGGAAGAGAGUGAGUGAAGAGUGGCGCGAUGCCGCUCCGACACAAGCGCUUGCUAACACUCGUCCUAUAGAACGCAACAGGGCCGCCAAAGCUGGUGGUAUGGCCACUUUCCAAAAGGAUAUGCUAGCAUCCAGAGCUUCGGCGCACGAUGCGGCCGUUGCUGCUUCUCUCAGGCCUCAAGAAGAUGGCAAAGACGCGGCUGCGUCAAGAGGAACACAAGAGACAGCCGAGGAGAAUGCAAGUGCGACUUCUCAUCGCAAGCUUGCGGAAGAAGCACGGGCGAAGGGCUUGGAUGUGAGGCUGAACGAUGAUGGAGAGCUGGUCGACGAGAGGUCUGUGCUGUCCGCUGGCCUCAAUCACGUCUCCAGACGCGCUAA
Ceraceosorus bombacis is the source of this 1075-nucleotide messenger RNA. The record is from the annotation of a GenBank genome assembly. Lineage: Eukaryota; Fungi; Basidiomycota; Exobasidiomycetes; Ceraceosorales; Ceraceosoraceae.